Messenger RNA from Lytechinus pictus (painted urchin), 672 nucleotides. RefSeq names its product P2X purinoceptor 4-like. The record is from RefSeq and is a predicted model, not a curated record. Gene Ontology annotation, molecular function: extracellularly ATP-gated monoatomic cation channel activity; purinergic nucleotide receptor activity. NCBI's taxonomy places the organism in Eukaryota, Metazoa, Echinodermata, Echinoidea, Temnopleuroida, Toxopneustidae. The transcript has 7 exons. Bases 220 to 672 code for a protein of 150 amino acids. Gene Ontology annotation, biological process: response to ATP; calcium ion transmembrane transport. Gene Ontology annotation, cellular component: plasma membrane; nuclear inner membrane.
AAAACGGGUAGAUGUGUAAAUACAACACAUCCAGAGAGCCACGAAUCCACCACAGUAUGUGAAGUUAGAGCAUGGUGUCCAGUAGAAGUCGAUGUAAGACCUCUACGGAGAAGAGCAAUUUUAGAAGAAGCUGAAAAUUUCACAGUUCUAAUCAAGAAUUCUAUAUCGUUUCCUAAAUUCAGAUUUGUCAAGAGAAAUAUUUUAGAUACCACGGACCCAAUGUAUCUAAGAUCGUGUCGAUACAGUCGGCUCAGUGAUCCUUUAUGCCCUAUAUUCAGAUUAGGAACUAUUGUGUCAGAAACAGGACAAAGCUUUAGACAAAUGGCUAUUAAGGGCGGGGUAAUAACGAUCGACAUUCAAUGGAACUGCAAUUUAGAUAUGUCCUAUAACCUCUGUUUGCCAAAAUAUCGCUUCAUACGGGCGGACGAACAAGAUGCAAAGAUAGCCGGCGGCUUUAAUUUCAGCUACUUCGACACACCACUCAGAGUAGGAUUUGGGAAAUUCUACAGAAUCAACAACACGGAGUACCGAGACUUGACCAAGGCCUAUGGCAUCCUCUUCCAAGUCAAGAUCACCGGGGUCGCCGGCAAGUUCGACAUCGUACCGCUCAUGUUAAACUUUGCAUCGGGCGUUGCUCUCCUCUCAUUGAAUUAUGUAACGGGAAUGGCGUGA